CAGGCCCCCUCGGGGCGGGGUUUGCGCCUGCGUGGUGGGCGGCUUCGGGGUGGGGCAGGCUUAUAUUCGCGGACGAUCAGCUGACUACCCGCAUUGCAGGCUGCGGAGUCAAGCGGAGCCAUGUAUACCCUGAUUCUCCUGGCCAGCCUUCUGGGCGUGGCUCUAGGCAGCCCUGUGCUGGGUCUGAAAGAAUGCAGCCGAGGCUCGGCAGUGUGGUGCCAGAAUGUGAAGACAGCAGCAGACUGUGGGGCUGUGAAGCACUGCCAGCAGACUGUGUGGAGCAAGCCCACCGUGAAAUCGCUUCCCUGUGACAUAUGCAAAGAUGUUAUCACUGCUGCUGGCAACAUGUUGAAAAACAACGACACUGAGCAAGAGGUCCUUGGGUACUUGGAGAAGGUCUGUGACUGGCUUCCGAAACCAAAUAUGUCCUCCAAAUGCAAGGAGACCGUGGACACCUACUUCCCAGUCAUCCUGGACAUGAUUAAAGGAGAGAUGAGUAAUCCAGGAGAGGUGUGCUGUGCUCUCAAUCUCUGCGAGUCUCUGCAGAAGCACCUGGCGGAACUGAAUCACCAGAAACAGCUCGAGACCAAUAAGAUCCCAGAACUAGACAUGGCUGAGGUGGUGGCUCCUUUCAUGGCCAACAUUCCCCUCCUGCUCUACCCCCAGGAAGGCCCCAAGAGCAAACCCCAGCCAAAGGAUGACGGGGAUGUUUGCCAGGACUGUAUUCAGAUGGUGACCGACAUCCAGACGGCUGUAAGGACCAACUCUACCUUUGUUGAGGCCUUGGUGGAGCACAUCAAGGAGCAGUGUGACCGCUUGGGACCUGGCAUGGCUGACAUGUGUAAGAACUACAUCAACCAGUAUUCUACAAUUGCUGUCCAAAUGAUGAUGCAUAUGCAACCCAAGGAGAUUUGUGCACUGGUUGGGUUCUGUGAUGAGGUGAAGGAGGUGCCCAUGAAGACUCUGAUCCCAGCUGAAGUGGUCUCGGAGAAUGUCAUCCCUGCCCUGGAACUGGUAGAACCCCUUAAGAAGGAUGUAUUCCAAGCAAAGUCUGGUGUCUCCUGUGAGCUGUGUGAAUACGUGGUAAAGGAACUGGUCAAGUUGAUUGAUAACAACAGGACCGAGGAAAAAAUACUUGAUGCUUUAGACAGAGUGUGUUUGAAAAUGCCUAGCUCCAUAUCCGAGCAGUGCCAGGAGUUGGUGAAUACUUACGGCAGUUCCCUCUUAUCAAUCCUCCUGGAGGAGACGAGCCCCGAGUUGGUGUGCAAUGCCAUCCAUCUCUGCACCACCAAGGGGCUGCCUGUAGCGACUGUGCACGUGACUCCACUGAAGGGCGGUGGCUUUUGUGAAGUAUGCAAGAAGCUGAUUCACUAUCUAGAUCAGAACUUGGAGAAAAACAGCACAAGGCAAGAGAUCCUGGCUGCUCUGGAGAAAGGCUGCAGCUUCCUGCCUACCAGCUACAAGGAUCAGUGUGAUGAGUUUGUGUCCCAGUAUGAGCCUGUGGUAUUAGACAUCUUGGAGCAGGUGAUGGAUCCUUCCUACGUGUGCCUGAAAGUUGGAGCCUGCCCCUCAGCCCGUAAGCCUCUUCUGGGAACUGAGAAGUGUGUGUGGGGCCCAAGCUACUGGUGCCAGAACAUGGAGUCUGCAACCCAGUGCAACGCUGUUGAGCACUGCAAACGCCACGUAUGGAACUAGAAGGAUGGCCCACCUUGGAGAGCUGCAGUUAUCUUGUACUACUUGUGUUUACGGGAAUGAACACACAGAUCUGUUGAUGUUGUUAUAAAAAUAGGCCCUCCUUUCCUUUCCUCUGUUUCUCACCUCCCCUACUGUAGCACUGCUAGGCGUGGGAGGUGCCUAGCCUGCCCCUGACGUAGCUGCUUCAGUGACCCUUAGUUCUCUGCUAGGUGGAUGACAUAUUGUACACUGGAGACCUUUUAGCAUGUCCUUGUAUGGUGGCUAUCUGGAGAAAAGGGCCUUUGCACGUUGGCAUGAGCCAGAGCUUCUUGACAGAAAAUGUCCAUCUUCUUGACGGGCCUCAUUCUGAAUGCUGACAGGGGCUUGGGCUUGGGUUACCCCAAGGAAGGUGCCCCUGCCCCAACCCAGGCCAUAGCUACUGUGCAAUGGAGCAAAACAGAGACAGUUUUAUAUCAGAUAAUUAGAAACUCAGAAUUAGGUGUUUAAACAGUGAAGUCCCCAUUGUAAUGGAGAUUUUGGAAGUGGCUACUUAGGAGACCUAGGCCAGCCAAGGUUCAGUGUACCUUGGUCAGUGCUUUCAGUUUUCCUGGUGAUGCCUUGUUUGAGGUUCUGUGGGUUUAGGUGGGGGGAGAAAUCUGCUUGAAUGUAACCUACUUAGCUCUUUGUGGAGGCCCUGUGGUUCUGGCCUAUGUGUGUGUAUUGGUGGUCAUUUCAUGCCCACUUUUGUAUCUGGCUGCUGAAGCCCUGCUCCCUGGGGCCCACAUUGCUCUGAGCAGUGAGACUGUCACCUUGACCCCCUUUUGUAGAUGCUCUUUUUUUUGACCUUGCCUUUCAAAUAAAUGUGGAUGAAAGCUCCUAAGCCUCUGGCUUACUGGUGGAGGGUACAUAUUCUUUGGGGCCUUGGCUUCUUCCCUUCCUCCUUGCCUGUUGCAUCUUCUGUUCCACUUCUGGCUCCCAGAAGAUAGCAAGCAAAGCCAGCAAGAUGUGCAGUUGCUGUUAAAUAGACUUAACAAUGUUUUGCACUAAAGUUUCUGUGAUUUAACAAUAAAGUUCGGUCAGUCA
Molecule: messenger RNA, 2757 nt
Organism: Erinaceus europaeus (western European hedgehog)
Lineage: Eukaryota; Metazoa; Chordata; Mammalia; Eulipotyphla; Erinaceidae
Gene: PSAP
Product: prosaposin
Exons: 14
Coding region: 121-1695 (524 amino acids)
Biological process (GO): sphingolipid metabolic process
Cellular component (GO): lysosome
Source: RefSeq, a predicted model, not a curated record